This is a messenger RNA of Solenopsis invicta (red fire ant), 2520 nucleotides long. It is a transcript of the gene nw, whose product is annotated as C-type lectin 37Da. The transcript has 4 exons. Lineage: Eukaryota; Metazoa; Arthropoda; Insecta; Hymenoptera; Formicidae. Bases 154 to 1515 code for a protein of 453 amino acids. Gene Ontology annotation, biological process: biological process involved in interspecies interaction between organisms. Gene Ontology annotation, molecular function: carbohydrate binding. Gene Ontology annotation, cellular component: external side of plasma membrane. The record is from RefSeq and is a predicted model, not a curated record.
CGGCGCAGCGCGAGGCCAGUCCGAGAACGCGACCCUAACACUAACAUCCGGUGUAUUCCGACGGAAAAAGAGAGAGAGAGAGAGAGAGAGAGAGAAGAGAAUCGGAAACGGAAACGUCUGACUGCUUGAUCGUCCAGUAAUCGGCACGCUAACAUGAAGAUCAUCCUGUUGCUCUUCGUCGUCGCGGUCUUUGCUUCAGCCCAAAGGAUCACGACGAUCCAGCUGGAUGGCAUACAGUACUUUGUGUCGCGAAUGAAUCCCUACAGUCCGGAACUGAAUUACUUCCUGGCGUAUCAGUACUGCCGCUCCCUGGGCCUCCAGUUGGCAUCUUUCGAGACAAAAGAGAAGGCCGACACGAUGACGCAAUACCUGAAGAACGCCGGUUACACGAAAUACGACUUUUGGACCUCCGGCAACAAGUUGGGUACCGACAUGUUUUUAUGGAUGAGCACGGGACUGCCGUUCAACGUCACCUUCGACUAUAUGCUGAAGCGACCUGGCAACAGACCCGCGGACGUCCCACCCGGCACCGAACCCCAAAGAGUGGCGCGUGAAAGCGGCGACAGCGGCAGCGCGGACGGAUGCGUCGCGAUGGUGGCACCUACGUUAGCCUGGGAGGCGCAGGAUUGCACUCUCGUGAAGGACUUUAUCUGCGAGCAAACAAGAUGCUACUACUACAACUACGGCAGCAUUCCAGUCUCCGCGACUCAGGGAAAUCACAGGCCCUACAUCACGACCACCUCGGCGCCAGCCAGCGACGACCAAGCGAGUGAUGAUGGAAUCGACAGCACCAACAUCGACGAUCACCACCAUUCGGAUAUCGAGGCUCAGAGCGAGCAAGAAGGGACAUCAUCGGAAGUGGACACGUCCGCGGACGAGAAACUAUCGGAGGACCCGGUCGUCAGCAGGCUAAUUACCACGGCCGCUCCCGCAUCUGGCAAUCAGCAGCAGCAGCAGCAGCAGCAGCAGCAACACAACACGGGUACGACGGCAUCGGCGACGUCAGUGUUCGAGGACGGUAACGAGCGCGAGCCCACGGCCGUCGGCGAGCUGGACGAUAUCAGACCGGAUCACAUCCCGGACAUCGCGAGCCUCUUCACUGGGCACGUCGCCGUGGCGUCUCAAGCGCGCAAGGACAGCGUCUUCGACGGUCUCGAGACUCGCGAAGUCCUGCGGCCGUCGGUCUCCCGUCCCGUCGUUUCCCCCGCCUCCUCCUCCUUCUCGUCGGAGAUGAAGAUGGAGCAUCGCGAGUCCCCCGAUUACGGCGACCUGACCGCGGAGACUGAACUACCGAACAACGGCCUCGAGGACGCCCACACGAUUGGCCCGUACGACAGCGUACAGGAUUACGUCAACGAUCAGCCGGUGGACGCGGCGCCGUCAUCGGCGGACUCGGCGAUGAUGAAGGACCAGGACGACGACAGCAGCACGAUCCUGCCAGAAGCGGAACCGGCCUACAGGUACAACAUCAAAGUGCGCACCAACGGCAAAGUAUUAGACCCUCCGUCCAAGUAACGCUUUACUUCCUCACUAGGCAACGUCGCGUUAUUUCGUUUUGUAAGUGACAGAAACACACAAAUCGACAUUCUUCACGAACUAUACGCACACACACACACACACACAUAUAUAUAUAUAUCUCAAUAUAUAUAUGUAUAUAUAUAUAUCAGAGUGCGUAUUUCACGCGUGACACGUGCGAGCUGUCACCACACGUGCGAGCUGUCACCAUUCGCCGUUUAGCUCUAACUUAAGGCGUACCCGAUACAAUGCUCGAUAGUUUUGAAUUAGAGAGAAACUACAUUAUCAGCUUUCUCGGUCGGCGGCAGGCAGAAAUGAUUGUUUCGGACCGUCCGUUGGAACCUCAGUGAUUGAAAUGUACACGAAUGAGUAACGAUAUUGUCAAAGUCGUAAUAUUAAUAGAAAAAAAAAAAAACAAAUUAUUCUCCUGCCGACGUUACUCGACAAGCUAUACACUUUCGCAAGGGCAUUUACUCGAUUACUCAGCUCUCAUUUUUUUUAUCACUGAUAACGCCGGCAAAUUAUCAUUACCAUCGUAUCAUUUAUACUUCAUUUCCGUUUAUUCUCAUUAAAUUCUCACUUUCAGCAUUAACAAGAGUUAAAAUGGGAUAAGUAAAAAAUAAAAGAAAAAUAUUUUUUAUAUCUAAUAAUUCAUCAAUGAAUCAGAUUUCGCCAGCGUUUUAUAUGUAUCUUCAUAAAGUGGUAAUCAUCAUCAUCAUAGUUAACAUAUUUAUACGUCUGCAAGACGAAACAUUCGACAGCCAGACGAUUCCCGAAAUGUUUUGGAAUACGUGAUGGAUGUUAGAGAGACCAGCGAGAGUCGGUCGUAAAUGUUUCGGUCAUCCAGACGUAUGACGAUCGGCAUACGUAGUUUCGUCAACGAGAAACUUUGCUCUUUAGCUGCUACGAUAAGUCACUUCCAUAUUAAUUCUGUGUACAACGGCGCGAAUGUGCGACUUGUGUAUAACUAAACUUUAAUAAAGGUACGACUACAGUCUUAUGGUA